Messenger RNA from Aedes albopictus (Asian tiger mosquito), 1894 nucleotides. It is a transcript of the gene l(3)mbn, whose product is annotated as protein lethal(3)malignant blood neoplasm 1. The coding region runs from base 551 to 1711 and encodes 386 amino acids. The transcript is spliced from 3 exons. Gene Ontology annotation, molecular function: structural constituent of chitin-based larval cuticle. The record is from RefSeq and is a predicted model, not a curated record. Lineage: Eukaryota; Metazoa; Arthropoda; Insecta; Diptera; Culicidae. Gene Ontology annotation, cellular component: chitin-based extracellular matrix.
GCUCCGGCCUGUCCACUAUCAGCAGGGGCAAGAAUCAUUCAUUGCAAAUCUCGCGGCAGCAGCAGCCAACGCGCGGUGGAGAAGAUGAGCAUCGUUUUUCCCUUGCGCACGCUGUGGGCACCGCCGCCACCGCCUUUCAUUGCGACGACGACGAUCGGCUAAUAUUCUUGCGCGGGCCGUCGAGUGGAAAAGAAGAAAAAUAAUCGCUCGUUCCGAGUUUUGUGCGCGGAGAGGUGUGUUGUAAUCAAUCGAAGAUUCUUAGCCGUUGGUGAUGGACCGGGCCGGUUACGAGUGAUAUGCUUCGUGAGAGUUUACGGGAUUGGUUUCGAAGGACUGUGAAUAUCAGUGUGUGAAAGGGUCAAACAGGUGUUCAUAUGGUCUGGAAUAUUGUUAACAUUCUGUUAUGCAAAGCUACAGAUCUAUCAUUAGAGGUUUUUUACAAGAAGCAUAUCUGCAGAUAAAUGAUUAUCAUAAGCAGCAUUGAACGAGAGCAGUACAAGAGAAUUUACUUGACGAGUAUAUAGAAAUUCUUGAUGAUUCAUCGAUAAAUAUGAAGUCCAACAUUCUCAUUCACAUCGUUCUGCUGGUGUCACUGGUCCGGGCGGCGUCCAAAUAUUACGAUGGUCCCAUCCGGCCGUACGAAUUCGGUUUCAACAUCGAAGGUCAUCAACAUCGGAAAGAAUCGAAAGACAUAAACGGUAUCAUCAUGGGAGAAUUCGGUUUCAUCACAGCGGACAACGUUUAUCAUGUAACAGUUUACGCCACCGACGAGAACGGCAACUUCAAAAUUGUUAGCAUGAAAAACUACAAGCUGGGACCGACAGCUCCCCCUACAACAACUAGUGCUCCUACAACAACCCCCAUUACAACAACGACCACAUCGACAACCCCGCAACCAUUCCGAAUAAUCACCACUGCCAAAACGGAACCAGCCCCAAAACCAGCCGGAUAUGCCGCCUGCUCAGGAUGCAAAAUUCCGGAAACGACUACUAUGAAACCCUCAACGGAACCAACACUGCCAGAAACCAGCACCCUGUAUGUACCUCCGUUCAAAAUAGUCAACAAAAACGAAAUCGAAAGUGUAACAACGACCGGCAAACCGAUCACAACCACCCCCAGCGACUACCCCAAAUCCUCCCCAGAGGAAACACCGCAAAAGCUCGUCGAUAAGCAGCAACCUUCAUCGAAAGCACCCAGUUCGAAAGAGUCGACAAAACCUCAAUCACCCGAAAGUAUGCAACCGCCCAGCAGAAUACCGUCAUCUCAGCCACUAGAGCCACCAUCCUCCAACAGCGCCGGUGUAAACCCCAACGAAGCUUCCAACUCGAAACAACCCUCCUCCAAGCCAUCACCACAUUCCGCAAGUGGUGGAUCACCCACCGCCCCCAAAGACAAACUCGAUCACAUCAACACUGCCAACAUGAUGAUCCAGCACAUUCUGAACGGGCUGCUGUACCGGUUCAACUACACCGUCGGUUACCACGGCCACCACGAGCAGGGAGACCGCCAGGGUAACAAAGAAGGUGGAUACUUUGCCGUUGGACGGGAUGGCAUCCGGCGGGGUGUCACCUACAAGGCGAACGAAUUUGGCUUCCAGCCGCACAUCAAGUUCGAAAAGGUCAGCCCGGAGGAAACGCCACGGGAGGAAACGGAAAAACAAGCCGGCCUGAAAGGGUUCGAUUUCAAGUGGUUCUGGGGCGGCGAGUCGUGAUCGGGAUGGGUUUGAGGUCGAGAUCGCGAAAUUAGGUGAUAUAUUUGUAAGUGCUAGGGCGUAAGAUUCACUUCAGAAGAAUAAUACUCAGAGUCCCGUUUCGACUUGUACAUAACCAUAUUUAUAGCGCCGCAUGUUCGAUAUUAUAGUCUAAAUUUUGUGGAAUAAAACAUACAUUGUGAA